AUGUGCUUCUUGUGCGACAUUCAAACAGCUAGAAACCAGUUAACUCCUCUUGAUGAACGACCCCAAUGUCUUCUUGAGGAAGUAGUCAAUGUACUAACUCAUUUAUUUGGGAUAUUUUAUGCUAUUUUUAUAUUUAAGAUGUUUAGAAGAUAUGCCCAAAAACACAAUUUAAAUAAAAUGAACAAUGUAGCAAUACUGUGUUUCUGUCUUGCAUCAUUUACUUUAUAUUUCAACUCUACAACAUAUCACUUAUUAAAUAUUCUUCUUCCUAACAGUAUUUGUCUUAGAUACUUCUUUCAAAGAUUGGAUCAUAUCACUAUUUAUAUCAUGAUUUCUGGCUGCUAUUUAUGUUUUAUCUUCACAAGAACAUUUGCAAAGGGGUAUUUCAAAACAGGUUGUUUAGCCAUUUUUAUAGUUAUAGCUUUAGCUUUAACUGGAUUCAUCUUUACUAUCUUUGCACCACCAACAACAAGAACAGAUGUUAUUAUGUAUUUAGCUAUGGGAUGGUCAUGUGUUCUUUAUGGCCCAUUAGUGUUUUAUUUCUGUCCUCUUUCAUUAGUCUUUUACUUAUUUACAGGAGGAAUUUCAUAUGCAAUUGGCACUGUCUUUGUUGCUUGGGAUCAGUUAUUCUUUAAUCAUGGCAUUUGGCAUCUCAUUGUUUGGUUUGCUAACUUCCAACAUUCUCUUGGAGUAUUGAUUGCAAUUGAUGAUGAAGAUAUUAAAGGAUUUAAACAACCAUGGAGUGUUAUGAAAGAAUUAUUUGUUGAAUAUAUCUCAGUGUCAGUAAAAAAUAAUGAUAGUAAUAAUCAUCCUUCAAUCCAAAGAGAAGAAUAA
Messenger RNA from Entamoeba dispar SAW760, 834 nucleotides. RefSeq names its product hemolysin-3, putative. The record is from RefSeq and is a predicted model, not a curated record. Lineage: Eukaryota; Evosea; Mastigamoebida; Endamoebidae. The transcript has 2 exons. Gene Ontology annotation, cellular component: membrane. Bases 1 to 834 code for a protein of 277 amino acids.